Messenger RNA from Labeo rohita (rohu), 1398 nucleotides. RefSeq lists its product as uncharacterized. NCBI's taxonomy places the organism in Eukaryota, Metazoa, Chordata, Actinopteri, Cypriniformes, Cyprinidae. Bases 1 to 1398 code for a protein of 465 amino acids. The transcript is spliced from 4 exons. The record is from RefSeq and is a predicted model, not a curated record. Gene Ontology annotation, molecular function: GTP binding.
AUGUUCUCCACAGCGUCUCCAGACUCUGUCACAUCUGUCACAUGUGCUCAGUGUGAACCUGCUUUCAUCUGUGAAGAGCACAGGGUGCCAGUGGCAAAUUUGCCAAUCUUGGUGUUCUCUGGCAAAUGCCAAACAUCCUGCAUGGUGUUGGGCUGUAAGCACAACCCCCACCUGUGGAUAUCGGGCCCUCAUACCACCCUCAUGGAGUCUGUUUCUGACCGUUUGAGCAGACACAUGCACAUUUGUGGCCUGCUGGGGGUCAUUUUGCAGGGCUCUGGCAGUGCUCCUUCUGUUCCUCCUUGCACAAAUGCGGAGGUAGCGGUCCUGCUGCUGGGUUGUUGCUCUCCUACGUCCUCCUGCACGUCUCCUGAUGUACUGGCCUGUCUCCUGGUCCCGAAGAACCAGCAGCACCUUUUUUUCUCGAAGUCAUGGAACAGCCCUCCAUCUAUCGAGUCGGUGAAAUCCUGGACUCUAGGUGACAGUGGUCUUGAGUACCUUGUGGACUGGGAGGGGUAUGGGCCAGAGGAAAGAUCCUGGGUGGCCAGGGAUGACAUUCUGGACCCUUCCUUACUGAUGGAAUUCCACCACUGCUAUCCUAAUCAACAAUCCUCCAAUGACUCCAUUCCCAUUGUCCCAUCAGCUCCAACACUCCACCGGUCCUCGGAUUACCUGCAAGACAAGCACAAAGUCACUGUGAGAGAGAAAGAGAGAGCACUGAAAGGCUUUGCAGAAAUGUCAACUAUUACAGGAAAUCUGAGGAUUGUACUGCUGGGUAAAACUGGAUCAGGAAAGAGUGCAACAGGAAACACUAUCCUGGGGAGAAAUGCGUUUGUUGAAGACUUCAAUCCAGAUUCAGUUACUCAAAUUUGUGAGAAACAAAAAGCAAAAAAAGGUUCAAGGACUGUCACUGUAAUUGACACUCCAGGGCUGUUUGACACAUGGAUGGGUGAGAAGAGGGAUAUGAAUUCUGACUUACAGGUGACUGAAGAAAGACUUAAGGCUGAAAUAGCGAAGUGUCUGGAGAUGUCUGCUCCUGGUCCUCAUGUGUUCCUGCUGGUCAUCAGACUGGACCAGAGAUACACAGAUGAAGAAAAGAACACAGUCAAAUGGGUUAAGCAGAACUUUGGAGAAGAAGCAUCACGCUACAUCUUCACUCUCUUCACUCAUGCUAAUUAUCUGAAGAGCAAAAAACUGAAGGAUCAUAUAGAAGAGAAUGAAGAUCUGCAACAGUUUGUUAUCAGCUGUGCUGGCAAAUAUCAUUCAUUAGAAAAUGACAACAAAACAAAUCGGUUUCAGGUCACAGAACUACUGGAAAAGAUAGAUAAAAUGGUGGAGAGAAAUGAAGGAAAGUACUACACUCCUUUAAUGUAUACACAUGUCCAGAGAAGAUUAACCUAA